AUGUCCCGGGCGUCAAUUCCACCGGCGAGCUUCAUUUCACCGCCCACGAGACACGACUUCGGAGACAUUUCGGUCUUCUUGCAGCUUACACAACAUGGGGGAGCUUUACACUCGUCUUCCGGAGUAUCUCGAAGCCGCCCUCGAUCGGUGGGCGUCGCCUUUCACAAAGCACGAGUAGUGCUACUUUCCGUGUUAGCAGCUAUUGCCAUCACCCUCGGUUGCUUCCGUGCCUUCUAUGGGUGGGCAGGAAACAGAGCUGCGCUUCGACAACUGGCAGCUAGUUUCCCUGGGACAAAUGAAGACCCAGAACUAUCCGCCAUACUCGACAUGUGCUUGGACAUGGAAGAGGAAAGGGGCAGCUCAAAUCAGGUAGGUAUGUUUUCGCCCCAACAAGGUCAUGUCCCUUCCCCUGGCAUUCCACCGGCAAGUCGACUCCAUCAGCGUCCCCUCCAGGAGUGGGAUGUCCCAGAGCAAGCACAAUGGUUGACCAACACAGUGAAAGUGGCAGAUGACGGCCCUGCUGUGGAGGGGCUCCAGUAUUCAUUGACAAUUUCCAUGAGCGAGGCCCCUGAAGGUAGCUUUUCUACCGCAGGGACACACACUCAGUCACAUGUUCCUUCAUGGGCAGGCAGUUCGGCUUCAUCAUUUGAUGUUGCGUUGAAAUCGUCGGUUGAUCUUGCCAAAGAUGCACACGCCGGCGAAGACACAGCCCUUGACACCUCGAGUCGCGUAAUUUUUGAAGCGCACUCAGAGGCUGAGCAGCACCCUUCAUUUGGGGUAACUCAACCUAUUUCGGAUUAUGCGCAUCAAGCAUUAGCCAAUACAGGUUCAUCACGGAAGAGACGCUUUGAUGAAGCUGAUCUGAGCGAUCUGCAGAGCCCAGUGGCUCAUCAGGAGGGAGUAGAGGAAAGAAAAGAAAGAGGGAAUGCGCCAGCACCGCACGGCGAAGUCCUUGAAGUUACAAAGGAAUCUUCAGGAUUUGGUGGUCCACUGCGUGAUAUUGCCCCUGGAGAGUUGCUAAAAUCCGUAGUAUUUGGUAGCUAUGAUGUACAAGGCGAUAAACGCGCGGGUCGGUCGGCGUUGCGGGGAACUGACUGUGGGGAAAAUAAUACAGGAGUUUCGUCUGACCGCCGGCCUUCUGAAGGGACGGACUCAGAAUCGGAGGACUCGGAGGCGGUUUUCGCUAGGCAUCCUUUUUAUAAACUUCCGAAACUGGCACCAUUUCUUGAAACGAAUCUCUUCUGUGAAGACUCAGCAUUUUCCCGGGGCUGUUUGAGUGGGCAUACGUCGUUGCUGUUAAUGAGCAUCCGCUCAGUCUUUAAAGCGGAAUGGGUCACCGAGGCGAAAGCAAGGAAGCUUGCUUGGGACGUUGAACGCUUAGUUUGCAACUUAUAUUAUCUCCAACGUGAGCCUGUGUCGCAUUACAUCGUCUCUAGAGCUGUUAUAUUUUUGGGGCAGCGGUUCCUUUUGUUAGAUGCGCUUGUCAGCGCCUUGAGCGUUUUGAGUCCGGUGGUGAAUGCAUCUGCGUGGUGGUCCAAGUUGGUUACUGUGAUUCCAUCAGAAGUACCGUUUAACAGUGGUCACACGAGUUUUGAAAGGACAAGACAAUAUGAAGAUCUAGCUAACCGGCUAAUCAGAGCAAUAGAUUGCUUGAAGAACGGCACUCGACUUGGAGCAAAGGAGACCGUCGAGCUGAAGCGAGAUCUUCUUUGCAGAGAGCUCUCUCCUCCUUGGUUUAGGAAGGGCCGGUGGAAAUAUUGGCGAAUGGAUGACGAAAUAGAGUUGAACUCUUCCAAAAAGUUGUCCUGCGGCAGGCCAGCACCUACACGAGUAAGCGACAGCAGUUGGUCGCAGUAA
Eimeria tenella is the source of this 1857-nucleotide messenger RNA. RefSeq lists its product as uncharacterized. The record is from RefSeq and is a predicted model, not a curated record. NCBI's taxonomy places the organism in Eukaryota, Apicomplexa, Conoidasida, Eucoccidiorida, Eimeriidae. The transcript has a single exon. The coding region runs from base 1 to 1857 and encodes 618 amino acids.